Pogoniulus pusillus (Red-fronted tinkerbird) is the source of this 1664-nucleotide messenger RNA. RefSeq names its product vacuole membrane protein 1 (gene VMP1). Lineage: Eukaryota; Metazoa; Chordata; Aves; Piciformes; Lybiidae. The record is from RefSeq and is a predicted model, not a curated record. Gene Ontology annotation, cellular component: endoplasmic reticulum; endomembrane system; membrane. Gene Ontology annotation, biological process: Golgi organization; autophagy.
GGCGCGCAGGAAGUGCCGCUGCGGUGGGCGGGAAGGGGCCGGCUCGGCCUUGCCCUCACGUCCGGGUUGGCCCGGGCCCAGCGGCAGCGGCCGGCGCGGAGCGCGGGACAGAAGGUUUGGAAGAGCAGUUGCUUUGGUCUUGAAUACCUACAGAGCUGAGGACAUAGUUGUGUGUUCCACUGGCUUCAAAUACAGAAGAAGCAGUGAAGAGUGACAUAGUUGUACGGAGCUGAGAGGAUCCCUACACGUGACUGAUCUAUGAAAUGGCAGAGAAUGGAACAGAUUGUGACCAGAGACGCAUAGGAAUGACCAAAGAGCAGCACAAUGGAAACUUCACAGAGUCCUCUUUGAGCGAGCGGAAGCGAAGGGACCGAGAAGAGAGGUUGAACAUUGUCCUGUGGAAACAACCUCUCGUUACCUUGCAGUAUUUUUUCCUGGAAACUCUAAUAAACUUGAAGGAAUGGACUAUAAAAUUGUGGCACCGGCGCAGCAUCGUGCUGUGUGUUUUACUGACGCUUGCCGUGCUCACAGCUACGUAUUACAUUGAAGGAGCACAUCAACAGUAUGUGCGGUAUAUGGAGAAAAAGUUCUUCUGGUGUGCCUACUGGGUAGGAUUAGGCAUUCUGUCCUCUGUUGGACUUGGAACAGGUCUCCACACCUUUCUGCUCUAUUUGGGUCCACACAUAGCAUCAGUUACUCUUGCUGCCUAUGAAUGUAACUCAGUUAAUUUUCCUGAGCCACCUUACCCAGAUCAGAUUAUCUGCCCUGAUGAGGGGACAGCUGAAGGAUCCAUCUCUUUAUGGGCUAUCAUCUCAAAAGUCAGGCUGGAGGCCUGCAUGUGGGGUGCUGGCACGGCCAUUGGGGAGCUGCCUCCAUACUUUAUGGCGAGGGCGGCUCGACUCUCUGGUGCUGAACCUGAUGAUGAGGAAUACCAGGAAUUUGAGGAGAUGCUGGAACAUGCACAGACUGCACAAGAUUUUGCUACCCGGGCCAAAUUGGCUGUCCAGAACCUGGUGCAGAGGGUUGGGUUCUUUGGCAUUUUGGCCUGUGCUUCAAUCCCAAACCCUCUCUUCGACCUGGCUGGGAUAACUUGUGGACACUUUCUGGUUCCCUUCUGGACCUUCUUUGGUGCAACCUUGAUUGGGAAAGCAGUCAUUAAAAUGCACAUCCAGAAACUCUUCGUUAUUAUAACAUUCAGCAAGCAUAUAGUGGAGCAGAUGGUGUCCCUCAUCGGUGCUAUCCCAAGUAUAGGUCCUUCUCUUCAGAAGCCAUUUCAAGAAUAUUUGGAAGCUCAGAGGAUAAAACUUCACCACAAAUCUGACAGUGGCGUGCCACAGGGGGAAAAUUGGCUCUCCUGGAUGUGAAAAUUGGUGAUUUUCAUGGUUUGUUAUUUUAUCUUGUCUAUAAUCAUCAUGGCCCAGAGCUAUGCCAAACGACUGCAACAGAAGAUGUACUCUGAAGAAAAAACCAAAUGAGCUCGGGAAAACCCCCUUGGAAUGGGUUUUAGGAGACAGGGAAAAAAUGGCACCUCUUUCACAUGUCUAACAAAAAAAAUCAGCGUUAUUCAAAACGGGGAAAACUUUUGUACCAUCUGAUUUUCAACUCUAACGAGUUUUUAUUUAAUUUGGAAAGUAAUUUGGAUUAUUAGGCACAUGUUUUUGAGA